Messenger RNA from Corylus avellana, 1500 nucleotides. It is a transcript of the gene BUBR1, whose product is annotated as BUB1-related (BUB1: budding uninhibited by benzymidazol 1). Gene Ontology annotation, molecular function: protein kinase activity. The record is from RefSeq and is a predicted model, not a curated record. Gene Ontology annotation, biological process: mitotic spindle assembly checkpoint signaling; meiotic sister chromatid cohesion, centromeric. Lineage: Eukaryota; Viridiplantae; Streptophyta; Magnoliopsida; Fagales; Betulaceae.
UCCAACGGUUAAGUGGUAGCAUGAACCCUAACCUGUUUUCAAAAUUUUGAAUCUUGUGUGUCCGUACAGAGCAAGAAGAAGAAGAAGAAGAAGAAGAAGCAAAGUAGCAGUCGAUGGAGGAGGAGACCCACACCGAGGUUCAGAGUUUGGAUCCAGAGACGGAUUUUCUGCUCUCCAAUAGAAAGACUGGGACCGAGUGGGAGCUUUUCAAGGAGAACGUCAGGCCCUUGAAGCGGGGCAGAAAGGUUGAGAUCCUGAACGAUUCUCUCAAAUCCCACAACGACAAUCGGCUCAAGAAAUCCCUUCUUGAGCACCGGAGGAGGUUGAUUGAGGCGAUCGAUGAGUAUAAAGGAGAUGAUCCUCUCCAGCCAUGGCUCGAGUGUAUUAAGUGGGUUCAGGAAGCAUUCCCUCCUGGUGGAGACCACUCAGGGCUGGUUGUGAUAUAUGAACAAUGUGUCCGCACUUUUUGGCACUCAGACAUCUAUAAAGAUGAUCUACGCUACUUGAAAGUGUGGCUCGAAUAUGCUGAAAAUUGUGUUGAUGCGGAAACCAUAUACAGUUUUCUAGAUGCAAAUGAAAUUGGGAAGUCACAUGCUGUAUACUAUAUAUCAUACGCUUUGCACAUUGAAUCCAAGAAUAAGGUGAAACGUGCUGACGAAAUUUAUAAUCUUGGGAUAUCUAGGAAUGCUCAACCAGUCGAAAAACUGAAGGAUGCCUACAGGAAAUUUUUUGCCCGCUCAAUGAGGAAACCAAACGCAACAGAUGAAGAUUCAAUGGAGAAGUGUUUACCAACACGGAGUUUUGGAACUGUCCUCUCUAGGGGAGACAAUCGAAUGCAUACUACUGAGAACUCUGAUCUUGUCAAGAAAAAUUUGAAGCCAAAUAGGUCUCGUCCACUUGCUAUUUUAAAUGAUAAUGUUGUUGAUGUCCCAUUGCAUCAUGAGCCAGAUACAUCAAAGACACACUUGAACCCUUGGCGCGCUCUUGGAAGUCGAGCAGAGAGAAUUAAAGAAAAUAAUCCAAUCCCUACCAAGUGGACGUCAUACAAGGUUCCCCAAAGAAGACUUGGUUCUACAACUGGAGGUGCAACUCCAAGUUCCUGUAUUGAGGUGUUUGUUGAUGAAGACUGUGAAGAAAUGAAUGAGACGAAAGUUGAGGGUGGUAAGUCUUCAGCUUUGCAAGCUAGGCAUGGGGAUGGCCGAGACCUUAAAAAGGAAACAGAGCUACUGAGGGAGAAUCCUUUACGUAAUUUCCCUCUAAACAGCCUUCCUAGAUGAUUAAAUAUCUCCAAUGUGUUGCAUGGUUUCAUGCGUGGGUCAGCUUUUAUCUCUAAAGCCUGAUCCAUAUCUAUCCAUUUGUUUCUUCAAGUUUUGUAUUGACGAUUUUUUUUGUUUCUUUUUUCUGAAACAUUGAUGGAUUGUUGAGCAGGCAAACCAUCGUUCUGCCUUUUGCUCUAUGUUUAAGUUGUGUGUGAUAUAUCAAUACGAUGGCAAUCUUUCU